Molecule: messenger RNA, 1137 nt
Organism: Trichoderma gamsii
Lineage: Eukaryota; Fungi; Ascomycota; Sordariomycetes; Hypocreales; Hypocreaceae
Product: oxidoreductase family protein
Exons: 2
Coding region: 1-1137 (378 amino acids)
Molecular function (GO): nucleotide binding
Source: RefSeq, a predicted model, not a curated record
AUGGCUCCUACUCGAGUUGGUAUCAUUGGUCUCGGUGCCAAAGAAGCUGGCCUUGUUGCCGUUGGAUCUUGGGCCGCUUCUGCCCUUCUGCCAUCCUUUCUUAACUCGCCUUACUACGAGAUCACUGCCGUGUGCAACUCUUCCGUGGAAUCUUCUCAGCGAUCCAUCGACUUCCACAAGCUGGGUCCGAAAGUCAAGGCCUACGGCACCCCGGAAGAUAUUGCCAACGACCCCAAUGUUGACCUGGUGGCUGUGUCCAUCAACGUUGGACAUCACUACGUCGUGACCAAGCCUGCACUCCUGGCUAAGAAGCAAGUCUUUGUAGAAUGGCCUCUUGGAGCAAACACGACAGAGGCAGAAGAGCUCACGCAGUUGGCCAAAGACGCCAAUUUGAAGACUGUCAUUGGCACGCAGUUCCUCUCUGAUCCCGCUUUUGCCAAGCUCAAGGAGAUAGUCGACAGCGGUGUCCUUGGCAAGAUUACGAGCACAGAGGCUCACAUUGCGCCCAACUAUGGACCUCCCGACGUCUGGGGCGCUGAUGCCACCUAUUACUUGGAUCUCAAGACCGGUGGCAACGAGUUCCAUAUUGCAAUGGCACACUUCCUUGCAGGUCUUCUGCAUGUGUUGGGCGACUUUGCUACCGUCAAGGCAUCCUUCGCCACCCAGUAUCCCACAGUGAAGCUUAUCAACACCAGCACUGGCGAGAUUGUCAGCCCAUCAUACCCCAGAAAGGCCCCGGAGCACAUGUUCGUCCACGGUGUCCUCAACAACGGUGCCCUCGCCAGCGUCAACUAUCGCCGCUCACCUCAUGCCAUUGGCAAGCCUACGCAGUGGGUCAUUAGUGGUACAGAGGGCGAGAUCGAAUUCACCAUUGAAGGACCCAUGCUGCAGAUGGGUAGUCACAAGCGGGAAAUCCGUAUCAAGACGGCCAAGGAUGGGAACGAAGCCAGAGUAGUUGCGUGGGAAACGGAAACAAAGACGCCGGCCCAUGUUGAGGGCGUGGCAUUCCCGGGUCAGAACACGGCUUAUCUGUUUGAAGAUUUUGCUCAGGGCAGGGCUCCCGAUUUUGAAUCCGCGUUGAGGCUGCACAAGCUUUUGGACAGAAUUGUCAAGGAUGCGAACCCCAAAUACGAUUAA